Molecule: messenger RNA, 1662 nt
Organism: Betta splendens (Siamese fighting fish)
Lineage: Eukaryota; Metazoa; Chordata; Actinopteri; Anabantiformes; Osphronemidae
Product: BTB/POZ domain-containing protein KCTD12-like
Exons: 1
Coding region: 171-965 (264 amino acids)
Biological process (GO): protein homooligomerization; regulation of G protein-coupled receptor signaling pathway
Cellular component (GO): presynaptic membrane; postsynaptic membrane
Molecular function (GO): protein binding
Source: RefSeq, a predicted model, not a curated record
GCCUUUUUCUGAGCUUACCACUGAACAGUUAAUGCCUCUGUUGGCUGUCUUUUCCCUUCUCCUCCCACUCGCAGCCAACACAAUAUAAACAUUUCUGUACAGUGGGGAGACUCCCAGCCGUCUGCCGCGGACAGUGCGCCUGCAAGCAGGGACGCACCGAGACCCCAGAGAUGGCGCAGACCGACGGCCAAGCCGCAACUUUCCCUGACAUCGUGGAGCUGAACGUGGGCGGACAGGUGUACGUGACGCGGCUGGAAACGCUCACGGCGGUGCCCAACUCGCUCCUGUGGGCCAAGUUCACGCACAGCUCCCCCGGGGACCUGCCCAAAGACGGCAAAGGCCGCUUCUUCUUCGACCGGGACGGCUUCCUGUUCCGAUACGUCCUGGACUACCUGCGCGACUCGGAGCUGUUCCUGCCCGAGUUCUUCAAGGAGCGGCGGCGGCUGCAGAAGGAAGCGGACUUCUUCCAGCUGCCCGAGCUGUCGAGGCGCCUGGCGGCCGUCAGCAAGGACAGCUCGUGCGCGGAGGACAGCGGCGACGCGGAGGAGGUGGAGCUCGCGAGCCCCGCCACGUCCGCGUCGGAGCGCACGCUGCGCUCGCCCGGGGCCGACUCCGGCUACAUCACCAUCGGCUACCGGGGCAGCUACACCAUCGGCAGGGACAUCCAGGCGGACGCCAAGUUCCGCAGGGUGGCGCGGAUAACCGUGUGCAGCAAGAUCUCUCUGGCCAAGGAGGUGUUCGGAGAAACCCUGAACGAGAGCCGCGACCCGGACCGACCCCCGGACAAAUACACGUCCAGGUACUACCUGAAGUACAACUUCCUGGAGCAGGCGUUCGACCGGCUGGCGGAGGCCGGCUUCCACAUGGUGGCGUGCAACUCCACCGGGACCUGCUCGUACGGGAGCAGCGACCCGGCGGAGGACAAACUGUGGACCAGCUACACCGAGUACGUGUUCUCCCGAUGAGCGCCCUGGAGCGGCGCCGCGCGCGCGCUGCGCCGCGACGCGACGCGCCGACGCUCCGCGCAGGGAAACGAGCAGCAGCUCCUCUAAUCAUUAACAGUUAGGCGGUUUCAGUGUGAUUGAGUUUGUGUGGGAUCAGGGAGCAGCCAGGGUUAAGUCCUCUGCCAUUUUCUCCUCCUUUCACUAAGAGGAGGAUUCUUCAGGCUCUAGCGUAAAUCUCAUUGGUUCGUGAAGAAAAAAAUACGCACCACGUCCUUAAAUGUCUUAUUUUUACGGCCCGGUUGGGCUUCAUAACUUCGUAGUUUUCUCAAAGACUUGUUCUUAAAUAAGUGACGUGACCGGAAGCUGGAGCUCGUUUCCCCGGACCGUCGCGAUAGACAUCGGUGUUAGAAAGGCAUGUGAGACACGGGGCAAAUAGUUGUGACCUGUUCGGACAAGUUGCGCAGCUCCUCUUGUGAAUUUCAGCCCUUUACUGGGAAGUGAUACACACAGUACGCCACACAGACCCACACAGACCCACACGACUUCUUCAGUAUAAUAUACUUGGUAUUGUUUAUUUUAUUUGAAUAUAUCACAUAUGGGAUCACUGUUUUUAAAAUGUCACAUUGGAACUUGCAUUGUUACGUGCAUCAAUGAUGUUGUCAUUGCUUCCUCUUUAGAUAUAAAACUACAGUAAAUAAAGUGUGAAUUUGUAACACUC